AUGUGGGUCCUGGGCAGGAGCAGCCGCCAGUCACCACCGGGCAAGGCCAGGUGGGGGCCAGCCACCACCCUCCAGCCUGGCCCACUGCUUCCUCUCUCCUCCCACAUCAGCAGCCCCGGGGGGGCAUCUCCUCAGGGCUUGCGGGCCAGCAUCCUGAGCCCCGUCCCGAGGGCCGCCAGGGAGGUGGGGGCGCCGCCUGGGACCCAGGAGGGGACAGAGCCUGUGGUCCGAACGACCGGGGCCCGGGGAGGGCUCCGGCCGAGGAGCCCCGAGCUCCGAGCGGCGCCUCGGACACGCCCCAGGGGCGGAGGAGGGCAGCAUCUGCGAGACGAACCCCCCACCGUCCGAGCGGCGCCAGGUCACACUCCAGACAGGCCUGGGAAGAGAAAAGAUCCGCCCGCCCCGCGGCGGACCGCGGGGACCAGGGCGCAGGCGCGGCCCGGGGCGGAAGCGGAAGCGGAAGCGGCAGGGCGGAGCCAGCCGCAGCAGAGCUUCCGCUGGGCUCGGCUCCGCCCCCUCGGGGGCUCCCCGAACGACUGUGGGCUCCACCCCUAUUCUUUGACGGCCCCCACGCGCGAGGGCGCGCCCUCAGCCUCCCGUCCCCCGCCCCGCAGCGCACCCCAUCCCAAGCUCUUGGUGUACCCGACGUCUGCCCGCCUCUGCUCCCGCAGCGAGCCCCACCUCUCCGCCUCCGUCACUCCUUGCGUACCUCACCGCGUGCCCCACCCCAAACCCCCAGAGUCCCCAGAGGUCGGCUGUCGGCUGGGGCACAUACCCCACCCCACACUGGGCUGGAGCCAAGGGAGCCCGGGAGGUGCAGACAAGCAGGCCGAGGGGCUGGACAUGGACAGCCGGAAGCAUUUGGCUAACGCCUCGCUGGGGAAGAAGUCGGGGCUGCCGCUGCGCCAAGAGCUCGGGCAGCCCCCUCCCCCUGUGAGUGCGACCACGGCUUGGGGCCAGCCCGGUGCCCAGAGCGGAGGGCGACAGGUACUGCAGACUCAGGACUGGGUGUGCCAGCCGGCCGAGAGCGGGCGCCCGAGCCACCGCUGGAGCGUCAGCAUCGACGAGCGCCGGCGACUGGCCGUGCAGGGCGGCCGGGAGAGGCCGGGGACCGCCGGGCCCCCCUCCCACUCCAGGGACCUCUCGCGGCUCGUGGCCCAGCUGGUGUCCGAGGACGUGGACAAGGACGUGCUCCUCCCCCACGCUCCGAGGCCCUCCGAGGCCGCCAACGCCUUCCAAGCCUUCCUGGCCCCGAGCGCGCCCUUCUGGCAGACCGUGACUUUGGAGGCGCAGGUUUACAGAGGUUUUCCUGAGGCCCUUAGACCCACACCAGAGCUGGCCGGGGACCCUUCCUGUCUUGGGUGACACCAUCUUUCCCUCAGGGCUGGGUCUUCCCGCUCUGAGUGUCACUGCAGAAGUGAGGGUCAACCUGGCUUUCUGUCCACGUCUGCUGUGUCUGCGAUCUGUGCGUCCCGAUAAACAGUUCUACUGACCCCUGACAGCCGGGUUCAGGUGCGGUAGGCCUCAGUGCAGAUCCUGCCAAGCACGGCCUGCAGGCCCCUUGUCACUCCCGGACACCGAUCUCUGCGCCCCCUCCGAGCCCUCUGCCACUGGAGCCUCUGCAUCUUCUUAGCCCCCACCGGGUGCCACCGCCAGGGGUCCCCCGAAGAAAGGUCACUCCGAGCCCUCCAGUGGCGAAGCCCGCGCCCCGUGGGCCCUGAGGGGUGCCGCACCUGCGCAGGGCUGAGGGUCCCUCCUUCCCAACGUCCUGACCUCUCUCAACAAUUGUCCCCCCACCCUCUUCAGGACACGUGACCUCAUCGUGUAUUAUCAUCCCUGCCUUCCUCCCCACUGGGCUGCGUGCUCCCCGAGGGCAGAGAUCGUGUCUCCUUACCCCCUGCCCCCCCGCCCGUCUAAACUGUGGCACCAAGCAGACGUUCCCCAAGUAACGGUCGAACAGAUUCUUGUUUCCGUUGCUUUGUCUUGCCCGCAGAUGGUCUCCAGCCUCUGCCCCAUCGGUAAUCUGACGUCGUGCCCCGUGCUGCUUCAGACUUAUUCCAGAAUGCUGUGAUUGUGAGGAAGCGAGUUUCCUCGGCUGUUAAUCUUGCUUCCAGUCUGCUGUUUUGUCAUCCACUACUCGGGCUUCUGAUUAGUGAUCGCACGUUCCUCUUGUGUUCGUUCGUGACUGGUGGCACUCCUGGGGAGUCGUCUUCUGCUUCAGGAGCAUUCUCUACGGGGUUUGCGCUGGCCCCUCGCCUCCUCCCUCCCUCUUCCAGCUUCUCUGUUGUUGGACGUGUGGACUUUGCCGCACAGAACAUCCCUGUGAAUGUCUGUUUGCACUGCUAACUAAUGGAUGAAUUCAUAGAAUUUCUGCAA
Messenger RNA from Leopardus geoffroyi (Geoffroy's cat), 2376 nucleotides. RefSeq names its product testis expressed 22 (gene TEX22). The transcript is spliced from 7 exons. The coding region runs from base 1 to 1365 and encodes 454 amino acids. Lineage: Eukaryota; Metazoa; Chordata; Mammalia; Carnivora; Felidae. The record is from RefSeq and is a predicted model, not a curated record.